Molecule: messenger RNA, 659 nt
Organism: Trifolium pratense (red clover)
Lineage: Eukaryota; Viridiplantae; Streptophyta; Magnoliopsida; Fabales; Fabaceae
Product: monothiol glutaredoxin-S11-like
Exons: 1
Coding region: 135-434 (99 amino acids)
Cellular component (GO): nucleus; cytoplasm
Source: RefSeq, a predicted model, not a curated record
CCUCAAUCUUCACAUAUUAUAAAGAUUACUAUAUAUUUCCAUUUCUCUAUAUUUGCUUAUAAUUUUUUAUCUAGAAAAUAUUUUUUUAACUUGUACAUUUUAUUUUGAUUUUCUUUAGACCAAAUUUUUUUAAGAUGGAGAAGGUGAUGAGGUUGGCUACAGAAAAGGGUGUGGUGAUAUUCACAAAGAGUUCAUGUUGUCUAUGUUAUGCAGUGAAUGUUUUGUUUCAAGAAAUUGGAGUGUACCCUGUGGUUCAUGAAAUUGACAAAGAUCCUGAUGGCAAAGAAAUGGAGAAAGCUAUAACAAAGUUGGGUUGUAAUGCACCUGUCCCUGCAGUGUUCAUUGGAGGAAGACUUGUAGGGUCCACUAAUGAAGUAAUGUCCCUCCACUUAAGUGGUUCACUCGCUCCACUAUUGAGGCCAUAUAGAAUGUAACUUAAUUUGAUCUUGAUUAAUUAUUAGUUAGGGACACAUGCAAAGAACAUGUUCCUAUAGCUACCUUUAUUUAUUGGAAAGAAUAAAGUUCUAGUAGUAGUAAGUAAGAUUAGUAUUCACUAAUAUAGUCUAUCCUAUGAUGUGUGAUUAAGUUAUUAUUACUAGCAUUUGAUUAGUCAUAUUGUAAUCUUCUAAAUAUUCUUAAUAAGUCUUAUAAUUUAUAUA